UCACGUCCAGUGUUUACAUAGAACAAGCUUUUGAAGUAUAUUGAUUAGUAUAUGCGAUAAAUUUGUGCAAUCUUAAAAUUUCAGGAGUAGAUCUAGUAUUGUAGUAGAAUCUAUUUAGAGUAAUCAAAGAGCUAUAAAAAUAAUAUAUUUUAUACUUCAUUGGAGUAAUUGAUUAGCUAUUUGAUGCUGGUCGAUAACCUUGCGCAUGUGCAUUGGGUAGACGUGUGGGAAAACACGUUUGUAAUAAAUUAUUUCAGAGCAAGCGAAAGUGAUUUUUUACUAAUAGAAUAAUAUCAUUGUAAACAAGGGUGAAAUAGAAGAAAGAUAUUUUGUUCGAUCGAUUGAACGAAGCCGAAGGACAGCUAAUUUAGAUAAGUGAUCAAUAAUUAUUGGCAAGGAUAAUUUUUAAAAACGUGCAACUAGAUGACCCAGAACGAGAACUCGCCAACAAGCUUCCAGGGUCUAGAACCUAGAGAUAUAUUAUGUGCAGACAAGAUAGUUGAAUUGGAGAAGGUCGACAAGAGUUGCAAUCAAGAAAGCUGGUGUGUAGCAUGGGCUCCAGAUUGCUCAUACAUAGCCUGGUCUCAGGGUGGGGGCAUUGUCUACCUGCUGCCCUGGGCUCCUGACCAAGGACAGUUAUUGAAGAAACCAACAAGGGACCAGAGUCAUGAAAAUUUGAGUGAAAUCGAGGAGUCAGCUUUUAUCGACAACCUUCCUCGUCUUUCACCAGCAGAUGACACUGAAAACGAGGAUGAUUUCAGCUGGAAUGAAAACCCUGGGCCGAGUUGUCAGCAGCAUAAGAUGGAAGCGCAGCGUUUCCGCAUUGACUGUAUGGACUAUGUUUGGUCAAUGACAUUCGGAAGUGGAGUCUCAAGGUCAAAUUGUAAUGUACGGCGGCGAUUCAGUUUCAACAGUGAUCUUAUUCUUUUAACCGGCUUACAAGGUGGCAAGAUUAAAGUAUGGAAUGUAUACACUGGCAAUUUGAUUAUGGAGCUACUGGACCACAAGAGUAAUGUUCAUGGACUAACUGUAAUGUGUAAUGGAAGUCUGAAGUUAGCAUCGUGUUCAGCUGAUUGUACAAUAAAGUGUUGGGACUUAAAUAAUGACGGAAACAUGUAUAAGACAUUGAGAUUUAAGGAGAAUGUGAUGGUGUUUGACUGUAAAUAUUCACCGACAUGUAAGCAGUUGGCAGCAGUCGGGAUGAAUAAGUGUGCAUAUGUUUGGAAUCUUUCAAAUCUCAACUCACCAAGAAAACUAACAGGUCACCUACACAAUGUCGUACACUGUGAUUUCUCACCAGAUGGCGCCCUUCUUGCAACAGCCUCUUUCGAUACUCGAGUUAUCCUGUGGGAUCCAUACACAGGGGACAAGAUAAAAACACUGGGACAUAUGUUUCCAUCUCCGCGGCCGAUAUAUGCUGGAGGAGCUAAUGAGCACUAUGCCAGAUGCGUGUCAUUCUCUAAACAUGGGUACAGGAUAGCUACAGUGGCUGACGAUGGAUAUGUUAGGGUUUGGAGCUUGGAGAGUUUGUCAGAGAAUCCAGUAGAUAUUGCCGAAACUCGUAAACCAUUAUGCUGUUCAUACAGCUCUAAUGGUCAUGUGAUAGCAACAGGGAAUCGAGCUGGAAAAAUUGAGAUCAUCCGCCCACAACAUGUCGAAGUAGCCAGGUUGCAGCACAUGUGCCGGAUGAAGAUACGACAGCGUGUACAAGAGACUCAGCAGGUUGAUCACCUGCAUUUUCCUUUCCGUUUGAAGGAGUACCUGAAGUACAAAGAACUCUGAGAUACCGUUUUGUUUUAGAGAUUGUUCAACUGCAUGUUUUUCUAUGAUUCCGUGAUCAUUGAGUUAAGAGUUUCUGGCAACAUUGAGAUUGUUCUAUCACAAGCUAAUCUGCGAUAGUUAGAAUUGAACUGAAAGCUUUUCUGCGACUGAUAUUGCAAUAUGGCAAGCUCUUCUGUGACUGAGAUUACAGAAUUACAAGCUUUUCUGUGAUUGAGGUUACUGAAUUGCAAGCCUUCCUGAAAUUGGAAACUGUUAAGAAAUUGGAAACUGUUAAGAUUUCUCUAUACCUAGGAGAUCUUUAAAGUUUUACACGUUUUCAGGUAAACCCAGAGAGGUCUGAAAACUGCACCAAGAUCUGUUUGAUGUUUGAGAAAUAUUCUAAAUACUUAUAAUGGAGAUAUAGGUAUAUUCUGUAAGGACCUUCCAAUGAUUGGUAACUGUAGUCAGAGGUAUUACUUGUAUUAAAAGUAUUUGGUCAGCGUGACAUUCUGAAAUGGUGAUUUUGUUUUAAAAGGCCUGUUUGUAAGAAAAAUGUCUGACAAUCUGGCUCAGUAUGCAAAAUAACACUCGGAAAUAAGUAAUUUUAUUAUUUAGUUGCUGUUUAACAUACAUGAACAUUUUUUUGAAAGUGUUUAUUUUUAUAUAAAAUUUGAAGGAUUUGUAAAGGUGGUACUUUUUAUUGCCUUACACAUUAAUAGUGUAACAUUUUUAGGUGUUAAUCAUAAAUCCAAAUACCAAGUAUGUAACAUUUAGUUAUUCAUAUUUACAAAGAAAGAGAUUUAUUUCAGGUUAUGGACUGUAUAAGUGAAGCUGGGGUCCAGUAUUGUGUUGAAAAUGACAGUGUAUACUUAUGUAACAUUUAAGCGCAUAAUAUCAUCAUUACACCAGUAAUUGUAAAAAAGUUUGUAAAUGUGUUCAGAUAUUUAUUUAGUUUAAGAUACUCUGAUUUUCUGUCAAAGGCCUAACUGUUUAAGCAUUUUAUUACCCUAUACAUGUAAAUAAUAUCCUUAUGUUUUGUUUUGUUAUUUAUCAUUUCUCUUGUUAUAAUUAGAGUAGAUAGCGUUAAAGAUUUAGUUUUACUUGUUUUGAAUUGAUAUAUGAGCUGCGCCAUGAGAAAACCAACAUAGUGGCUUUGCGACCAGCAUGGAUCCAGACCAGGCUGCGCAAAUGCGCAGGCUGGUCUGGAUCCAUGCUGGUCGCAAAGCCACUAUGUUGAUUUUCUCAUGGCGCGGCUCAUACGGAUGUUUCUAAAUUGCUAGUUCUUACUUUCCUAGCGAGGAUAAUAUAAUAUCAACAUGAUUGUACAAACAAUGGUUUCGAACUGUCGAUCAUAGUAAUCUGUUUUAGCUGAACAUGUCAGGGCUUCUGAUUAAAUAGUCAUUUUGUAGGUGUACCAGAAUAUGGAUGCAAAGCAAAUUUCAGUUUUACUUUGGUAUUAAAAAUGUCCUUGUCAUUGUAGACCGGUGGUUCAUUUGAAUAACUUAAUCUCCACGUAUCUGACUUAGUUUUAGACAGUACAGUGGGUUAUUUUUCAGUUUAGUACGAAAGUUUAAUAAUGUUUUUCCGUUCAAAAAGGUCAUUUGUAUUGUCCGAGGCUUGACCCACCGGUCAGCUAUAAAAUCCGUAUAUUUUAGUUAAACAGGAUUACUUCCACAUGUCCUUAAUAUGGACAAAAAUGUGGACCAGUUUAAAGAGACAGUACCUUAAAUUUGAAAAGAAAAAUAUCAUCCAAAACAGCUUGUAUUUUUUGAUGUCUCCCCAUAUAUUUAGAGAUAUAUUGCUUUUGACUUGUCUGUCAGUAAAAGAAAAGUUUGUCUGUACUACUUUUACUUGAGAGAUUUCAAGAUGCUCUGCACCAUGGCUUGUUUUGCCACACUGUUUGCAUUUUUGAGUUGAAAGGCAUAUUCAUCAAGAUGUCAAGUUUGGAUGAACUGGCAAUUUGUGUAGUCUAAAAGAAUGCCUAUACUGUUAUCUAUUUUUAGCUUGACUUUUCAAAGAAUAGGUAUAACUAUUUGACUUACUUGUGCGUCCGCAGCCAUUUAUAUUAUAAGAACCUGCAUAGCACAAAGAGACAACUUUGAAAUUUCACUACUUCAAAUAAUUUUAGCCUAAGAAAUAUUAUUUAAGGCUGAGGAUUGUUGUUUUGGGUUGUUGUUUUUUUUGCUGUAGUGAUGCAUUAAUUUUUGUUCUUUUUGUUCACCUUUCUGGGAAAAAGAAGCUGUAUUGGGAGGCUUCUGCUUCUACUUAAAGCAAUAUCAAGUAUCGAUUAAUGUAUUUCUAAUACAUGGUUAUAUACACAGGUGAUCACAAGGAAUGUUACGCCUUGCCUGUCAGACGUAGCUGUUGGGUUGUUGUCCAUUUCUGUCUGCCAGUUACACUAUUUAAUCCACUCCAAGUUUAGAGUAUACAGGUUAACCUGGCUUUAUUUAGUUAAAUGUAAAAAAGUUUACUCUGUUAAUGCUAAAAGUGUUUAUACUUGUCACACAGUUUUAUGUUGAAAUAUUGAAGCCAGUGGUUGGGAAGAUAAGCCUUAAUGCUAAAUUUCUAUAAUGAACCUGCCCAUCUUUCAAUUUGGACAGUACCAUUAACUGUUAAAAGGGGUGCAUAGCAAAAAGUUACCGACUGACUGGCGAAUAGGACAGAAUAUGAUCAGACUGCACGGAUGUGCAGGCUGAUCAUGAUCUGCAUUGGUAAAGGAAAAAUCAGUUGUGUUUAGCAUAAAGGUUAAAAGCAUUGCAUAGUUUUGGAUUUAAAAAAUCCUACUACUUUAGAAUUUUAUGUUGUUGCAUUUAUGGAUAAUUUAGAUUUCAAGGUUUGAAGGCAAGAUUGGAAAAAUUACAUUUAAGGGUAUGCUUCAAAAAUCUCUAUUGGUUAAUUUGAAAAUUAGAUAGUGGCGUUGUCAUUUGUGCAUAGUUUCAGUUAUUGCAGAUCAGUUAAUGAGCUCUAAAUAUCCAAUCUUACAUACAGCUGAUAUAUUUUUUUUUUACCAUUUUUAGUUUGCUUAGUAAUUUUUGAAGGGAAGAAGACUUAGUGAGCAUACUUGUAAAAAACUCUUCUUUUAAGUUACACAACAAAAAGUCGCUCUGCUUGUCGUACUGAUAAAAAUAGAUCUUUGAUUUUGCCAGAACCUGGUCACUUAUGAAGUAUUUUCAGUAUCAUGUGCGUAAUAAAUUUGUAUUAUAUCUUUAUCAUUAAUUUGUUGCUAUAUUUAGAACUUUGUUCAUUCUUUAUCUUCAUGCAGAGACUUUACUGAUUUCACAAGUGGAUAUAAAACAUACAUUGAGAAAUGAAUCAUUGGACAACAAAGUAUGUAAUAGAGAUGAUCAUGAGUCAAACAGAUAUAGGCAUGUGAUAUGCUAGAUAUUGAUUGGUCUACUGACAUUUUCCUCGCCAUACGUUUCAACAUUUUUACAUGCAAAAUAACCUGUAGCACAUGUAUUUCCUAUGUAUUUAUCAAUGUUAAAGAAAGGGUGUUUGACCUGGAAUUUGCUAUAAAUGGAUAAAUGGAUCUGAUUUUUCAUUCUUCUUAUACCUUCAAGUAUCACAUUUCCACAGUAUUUACAAUAUUGAAUAUCGCACAGAUUUUUCCAUUUGCAGCACCAUUUUGUGGCCAGUCUGGCAGUAUUUACCAGUCUUGUAUUGUUUUUAUGUAUAUUUACUAUUGUUCCUUGGUUUGUAUAUGUACUAUUGUUCCGUGGUUAAAAUGCUGAAAAGAAUACUACAUUGAUGAUUGGGUUAUUUUUUUUGGACUUUUAAUUCCUAAUUUGGAAGUAACCUGAUUCAGGCUCUUAUGAACUUGUGCCUUGUAGCAGGUGGUGUUUUAGGAGAUAAUACAGUCCUUUAAUCACAAUUCUUGAGAUGCAUCGUUCACUAAUAAUAGUGAAAAUAAAACCGUUAUAGAAUUUGUAUAAAAGUACAAAUUGAUGUUAAUAGAUCAGAAAAUACUCAUGAUGGUUUAAUUUUCACUGAUUCUCAGGAACAGAGCUACAUGCAAAUUUAAAACUUGUGAAUAUUAAGGAAAAAAAAUGUUAAAAACCGGUUACCCAGAAAAGAAUAAAAACUUAGGAAAAGGAAUUCCUAGAAAUGUGAAUAUGUCUGUUUAUCAAAUCGCGAAAUCACUGAUGUUUACAUGCUUUUUAUUAACCACAGUCAUGUUAUUAAUGUUGAGAUGAUGAGAGUGUAAAAUGUUGUUAAAACAGUGGCUUACAUGUACAUACUAUGCUGUUGUUUACUGUAACACCAUUCCAUCAAAACUUAACUAGCCCUUACCCUGCUGAAUUUCUAUAAUGAACGUGUCCAUCUUUCAAUUUGGACAGUACCAUUAACUGUCAAAAGGGGUGCUUACCAAAAAGAUACUGACUAAAUGGCAGACAGUGCAGAUCAUGAUCAGACUGCAUGGAUGUGCAGUCUGAUCAUGAUCUACACUGGUCACAAAGGCAAAAUCAAUCGUGUCCAGCAUGAUAAGGGCUAGAGUAGAUGCAUUGUUUUCGUAAGAAAUUGAUUUAUCUGUAAGGGCCUUAUUUUACACAUAGUUGAACAUAUUUAUUGUUUAUAUAGAUGUUCUGUAUGUUUAACAUUUGCUUUGCUCUUCAAUAAAAUAAUAUAAAAUGUA
This is a messenger RNA of Mercenaria mercenaria, 6394 nucleotides long. RefSeq names its product WD repeat and SOCS box-containing protein 1-like. NCBI's taxonomy places the organism in Eukaryota, Metazoa, Mollusca, Bivalvia, Venerida, Veneridae. The record is from RefSeq and is a predicted model, not a curated record. The transcript is spliced from 8 exons. Gene Ontology annotation, biological process: intracellular signal transduction. The coding region runs from base 424 to 1782 and encodes 452 amino acids. Gene Ontology annotation, molecular function: protein binding.